Messenger RNA from Phytophthora sojae, 411 nucleotides. RefSeq lists its product as hypothetical. NCBI's taxonomy places the organism in Eukaryota, Oomycota, Peronosporomycetes, Peronosporales, Peronosporaceae. The record is from RefSeq and is a predicted model, not a curated record. The transcript has a single exon. The coding region runs from base 1 to 411 and encodes 136 amino acids.
AUGAGUAAGAUCUACCGAGGUUCGAGUUCUAGCGUGUUGCUGGCCUUCCUCAUUCUUUUCGCAUCGGUCGGCGCUUUGCCGGUGGAUACUACUGGUACGAAACACGCGAAGGUGCUUGCAGCAGGGCACCAUUUCCUCUUUGAAGGUCCAAGUGUCCAGGAUGAUGGCCACAUCAACCGGCGACUCAGGGCCCGUGAGGAAAGAGGGGUUAUUGACCAACUUGUUGCGAGCACCAAGAAGUUAUGGGGAAAAGUGAAGCCGGAUCAGCAACAGAAGGCCGACAAGCUGUUCGCAAGUUUGAAGACCCAGAAACAUACCUCAGACUGUUUCAAGAACCCUCUGUUCCAAAACUGGGUAGGAACCGUCGACAAGCUCCUUGCAGCGCGGACCAAGAAAUUCUCGCAAAAAUGA